GCUAAAUAAUGUCUGACCCCAGUGCCUGGCUCUGGCUGAGCUCUGGGUGCCCGUCGUUGCUGCUGUGCAGGGGCGCACCCGCUGGCUGGCUGUCGCACGGUUCCCAGUGCGCCCAGGACUCCUGGGCUUGGAGAAGGAAAUCGCCUGGGGCGGCGCGCCACCUCUGCCUGGGAGGCUUUGAUGAGACCCGGUUCCUUCCUGCUACCGCUGCCUUGGAGCAGACGAGAAAGCGCACGGGGCCCAGAGCAGGGCGCAGGGACCAGAAGCGUGACAACAAUGUGACUCCACUGCCGGGGAUCCGAGAGCUUUGUGUGGACCCUGAGUUCCACCAGGUGAGAAGAGUGAUGACCAUCCUUUUCCUUACUAUGGUUAUUUCAUACUUCGGUUGCAUGAAGGCGGCGCCCAUGAAAGAAGUAAACGUCCACGGACAAGGCAACUUGGCCUACCCAGGUGUGCGGACCCAUGGGACUCUGGAGAGCGUGAAUGGGCCCAGGGCAGGUUCGAGAGGCCUGACGACGACGUCACUGGCUGACACUUUUGAGCACGUCAUCGAAGAGCUGCUGGAUGAGGACCAGAAGGUUCGGCCCAACGAAGAAAACCAUAAGGACGCGGACUUGUACACUUCCCGGGUGAUGCUCAGCAGUCAAGUGCCUUUGGAGCCUCCUCUACUCUUUCUGUUGGAGGAAUACAAAAAUUACCUGGAUGCCGCAAACAUGUCUAUGAGGGUUCGGCGCCACUCCGACCCUGCCCGCCGUGGGGAGCUGAGCGUGUGUGACAGUAUUAGCGAGUGGGUCACAGCGGCAGAUAAAAAGACUGCAGUGGACAUGUCUGGUGGGACGGUCACAGUCCUAGAGAAAGUCCCGGUAUCCAAAGGCCAACUGAAGCAGUAUUUCUACGAGACCAAGUGUAAUCCCAUGGGUUACACCAAGGAAGGCUGCAGGGGCAUAGACAAAAGGCACUGGAACUCGCAAUGCCGAACUACCCAAUCGUAUGUUCGGGCCCUUACUAUGGAUAGCAAAAAGAGAAUUGGCUGGCGAUUCAUAAGGAUAGACACUUCCUGUGUAUGUACACUGACCAUUAAAAGGGGAAGAUAGUGGAUUUAUGUUGUAUAGAUUAUAUUGAGACAAAAAUUAUCUAUUUGUAUAUAUACAUAACAGGGUAAAUUAUUCAGUUAAGAAAAAAUAAUUUUAUGAACUGCAUGUAUAAAUGAAGUUUAUACAGUACAGUGGUUCUACAAUCUAUUUAUUGGACAUAUCCAUGACCAGAAAGGAAACAGUCAUUUGCGCACAACUUUAAAAGUCUGCAUUACAUUCCUCGAUAAUGUUGUGGUUUGUUGCCGUUGCCAAGAAUUGAAAACAAAAAGUUUAAAAAAAAUAAUAAAUUGCAUGCUGCUUUAAUUGUGAAUUGAUAAUAAACUGUCCCUCUUUCAGAAAACAGAUUAAAAAAA
This is a messenger RNA of Mus pahari (shrew mouse), 1447 nucleotides long. RefSeq names its product brain derived neurotrophic factor (gene Bdnf). Lineage: Eukaryota; Metazoa; Chordata; Mammalia; Rodentia; Muridae. Gene Ontology annotation, biological process: nerve development; positive regulation of collateral sprouting; negative regulation of neuron apoptotic process. Gene Ontology annotation, molecular function: nerve growth factor receptor binding; growth factor activity. The record is from RefSeq and is a predicted model, not a curated record.